Molecule: messenger RNA, 1464 nt
Organism: Anastrepha obliqua
Lineage: Eukaryota; Metazoa; Arthropoda; Insecta; Diptera; Tephritidae
Exons: 3
Coding region: 703-1341 (212 amino acids)
Source: RefSeq, a predicted model, not a curated record
AACUCAGUUGUCUAAGAGAGCUGCCAACGUGCAGUUCGGUAAGCGCUAAAAACACGUUAACGGCUUUUUUUAUCUAACGAAAAUUUUACUGAUAUUUACAUAUACAUACAUAUCAAGGUGUUUAAGUGGCGAGGCUCAGCAGCAGCAGCAGGAAAUAGAGUGAAAAAAGUAAAUUCAACAAAAAUAGUAAAAGUAUUUUUCGCUGAAACAAAAAUUGCACGCAUUUUGAAAAUCAAAUUGAAAUUGCCAUCCAUUUAACUAAUAGAAAAAUUGCAUUGUGUUUAAUUACAGAAAUUGAAAAAUGAAAUGCAAAAUAUCUCUGCUUAAAUAUAAAUAUAAAAUUUAAAAUAAUUACAAAAAAAUUAAAUCACCUCUAAUACAGGGCUUCACAUUAAUUGUAAGCUAAACUAAAGUUACGUAAUUUAAUUAAAUAAGAAAUUUAAUAUACAACAACAAAAACGAAGAAAGCAACUAAUAUUGAUAAGUCAAACGAAGGUUAGAUAAUCAAACCGCAUUUGAAUAAAUUACAUACAAGUAAAUAGAAAAAAAUAUUGCAAUUUAAAUACGAUAAUAAAUACUCGAUACCGCCCGCUUUAAAUAAAAAUAAGCAAACGCGUGUAAGACACAGUGAAUUAAAUUUAAAAUUUGCGUCAAUAAAUUCAUAAAUCACAGCAGCAACCGCAAACACAGCAAAGUGCCGAGAUGCGUAUUAGUUUACCCGCCGAUCUGAUAAACACAGCGUUUGAGACAAGGAUGGCACUGCACGCUCACAGCAUCAACACGGUGCGUUCCACCACCAGCCUGAGCAAUAUGAUCAAUAGCAACAGCAACGACCUUGCCAAUGGCAGCAAUGAUCGCCGCCAUAUUGUUGAUAUAUUAGUGGGUGUUGUUGCUGUACCGGUGCUUAUACUUUUCGCGUUGCAGCUGGAGAAGAAUCUACAGAAUAUGAAUAAUAGCCCAUGGCUGGUGUUUGUUCUGGGCGUAGGCCUGCUGAUGGUCAUCAUGAUCAUCAUCGGCUAUGUGACACAUCGCUUGAGUGUCUGCUGUUGGACGGGACCCAUCGAUGAGCUGGGCAAUCGAACGGAUGGGCGUGGAUUAUCGCAUAUCAACACCCAAAACGAUAUAUUGCGCAUUGUAGACACCCUGCCGCCCAGCUAUGACACGGUUGUGAAGCAUGAAAUUCCGCCGCCACCCUAUGACUGUGUCAUUGUCAAUAUGGAACAGUGCAAGGAACAACAGAUAUCACCGAAUGCGCCCACAGCUGCCACCACGAGCAACUCCUCCGCGGACACCAAUGUUAAAGAGGCACCAGCAACGCACGGGGCGGCACUGCAUAUUUGACUUUGCAACUUCGGGAAAGCCAAGCUGUUGGCGCGUAGAGCAGCUUGUAAUUAGCUUUACGGAGAGAGAAACUAAAGAGAUCGACGACUUUGCAGCAAAACAAAGAAGAAAAAAAAAACAAAA